Cuculus canorus (common cuckoo) is the source of this 7830-nucleotide messenger RNA. RefSeq names its product interleukin 17 receptor A (gene IL17RA). NCBI's taxonomy places the organism in Eukaryota, Metazoa, Chordata, Aves, Cuculiformes, Cuculidae. Gene Ontology annotation, molecular function: interleukin-17 receptor activity. The coding region runs from base 26 to 2614 and encodes 862 amino acids. The transcript has 13 exons. The record is from RefSeq and is a predicted model, not a curated record.
GUCGGAGCCCGGAAGUGUCAGGGCCAUGGCGGGUUCGGCGCCGCGGCGGCAGCCUCUGGAGCUCGUCUUCUUCAUCUUCUUCAUCCCGCCCGCCGGCGCGGCCCUGCGGUUGCUGCUGGACGCCGCGCCACCUUUCAACUGCUCCCAGCCGGAUUUAAACUGCCUCGUAAGAAACAGUACCUGCAUGGAGGCAAGCUGGAUGCAGGUUCGCAUGUGGACUCCUUCUGCUCCAAGCAGUCUUCACGUAUCUUCUGACGUUUUCCAUCAGAUGGAUGGAAACUUGCUCCCCGUGCUUCGGAUAGAAUGGAAAGUGGCCACUGAUGCUAGCAUCCAAUACCUCCAAGGGGCAGAGCUGGCUGUUAUGCAAGUGAACAGUAAUCAACAAGUUUGUGCCCAGUAUGACUUUCAGAACAACUUGCCACUUCAGGUCCGUCCAGAUGGAGGCCGGUGGAAUUUCACUUUUGAUCGUUUUGAAGUCGAACCUGGCCAGACUUACCAAGUAACUGUGUACCACCUGCCCAAACUGAGUGUAGAUGGAGACUACAAUCGCAAGUCCACAUCUUUCACAAUGCCUGACUGCAGGGACCCUCUAAUGAAAAGAACCGUCUCAUGUAUAAAGACAGGCAGUUUGUGGGAACCCAGGAUCCAAGGUAAAAGUCUAGAUGAUACAACUCUGCUUGUGAGCUUUAACCCAUGGAUGGAGCCAGCCCGAUACCAAAUUCACGUGGCCAGUUUCCUGAAUGAGAUGAAGUGUAAAAUAAUCACACGUGAUUUCACUGAGGGUGGGCUGCAACAGCAAGUGAAUGUCACAAUCAAAAUAGAGAGGAACAUAAGAGCUUGCUGUGACUAUGAAAUACAGAUUCAGCCGUUCUUUGCGAGCUGUGGCACGGACUGUCUGAGACACUCUGCUUUUAUCCCAUGUGCUCCAGCUCCAAGUUCAGACCCAUCAGGUGACAUGUUUAUAUGGUUCUACUGGUGUAUUACUGGUAUCUGUGUGUUACUGGUGGGAUCGGUCAUAGCGGGUGUGAUUUGUAUGACCAAAAAACGAGCAGGACACCAGCGAGAGAAAUGGAACCACAAUGAGUUGCAGACUGCAGCACCAUAUUCCGACUUUCCUCUGCCACCCUUGAAGCCUCGAAAGGUUUGGAUUGUGUACUCUGCUGAUCACCUACUGUACGUGGAUGUGGUGCUGAAGUUUGCAGAGUUUCUGAUGACUGUCUGUGGCACUGCUGUAGCCUUAGAUCUGCUAGAAGAUCAUCAGAUCUCAGAGUUGGGGCCAUUGCCCUGGCUUACUCGACAGAAGAAGGAAAUGGAAGACCUAUCUUCAAAGAUUAUCAUCUUAUGUUCACGGGGCACCCAAGCUAAAUGGCAGGCCAUGCUUGGGAGUGAGCCUGUGUGUCUCAAACAAGAUCAGCAAAAGCCUAUGGGAGACCUGUUCACCCCAGCCUUGAAUUUGAUCCUGCCAGAUUUCAAGAAGCCAGCCUGUUUUGGAAUGUACAUAGUCUGCUAUUUUGAGGGGAUAAGUAGUGAGGAAGAUAUACCUGAUCUGUUCAAUGUCACAUCCAGGUACCAACUGAUGGACAAGUUUGAGGAUAUUUAUUUUCGGAUUCAGGACUUGGAGAAGUUUGAACCUGGGCGCAUCCAUCGAAUCCAGGAAAUCACAGCUGAAAAUUACAUUGAUACCCCUAGUGGAAGGAAGUUGAAAGAGGCAGUACAGAAGUUCAAGAACUGGCAGACUGAGCACCCAGACUGGUUUGAGAGUGAAACCAUCUGCCUAGAUAAUGAUGAGGAGUUGCAGUCCCUAAGCAGAGAGAGCCAGGUGGAUUCAUUGCUAAGUGAACAGGGUGGAAUUGUGAAACACCAGCUGCAGCUACAGGAGCCUGACCCUAACUGCUGUUAUGUUGUGAACCUCCACAUGCAUGAAGGUGAAAGCAGAGGCUGUAAACUGCAACCUCAACUUAAUCCAUGUGGGGAUCUGACUUCUCGGACUAUGGUGCUUCCUACGGAUGAGGCUUCUCUAGUUCAGGUAGUGGAGCCAGUCUCUUCCAUGGAAGAUAGAAAUAUACUUGCUCAUCAUGUGCUGAGUAAUGAGGACUCUAUGGAGGGAGUUCCUCUUCUGGAGUCAAGGUUUCCUGUGAGGAAUAACAUCAUCCUCCAUGAUGACUCUGAAGUUUCAGUGGUAGAUGAUGACCAGAGUCCUGAAAACCUCUCAGGUGAACUGAGACACCAUCUGAAUGGACUUAUGUACUCUCUUUAUCAGCAGCAUGUCAUUCCAUCAGAGCCAUCUCUCUGCCAAGAGGAGGCUGACAGGCAACAGCAGCUGGUCUUUGAUGACCAAUGCAAAGACCAAAGACAGUCAGUGCAGUCAGACCAGGGAUACAUCUCUAGAUGUUCUCCUCUGCCUCCUGAUGACCUUGUGGAGGAGGAGGAGGAGGAGGAAGAAGAGGAGGAAGAUCAGGAAAACCAAGUGGUUUUCCAGGAACUCUCUCCAGAGGUCUUGAAUAGUUUAAAGAGCCUCCAGCAGCAGCUGCUUUUCCAGGACAUUCAACAGAGCUCUGACUGGGGGUAUCCAGCUGAGGUGAUGGACAGUGGUCAGUCUUUGGAGGACUGUUAGUCUCUGUUUGGGACCUGCUUCAUGUGAAGCACAGGGAUGGAAGGUGGUAGCACACACAGUGCUGAAACUGCAUUUACAACGCCAUCCUUGUCCUUGUAUUAUCAAUGACUUAACUGGUGGUAUCUUCCUAUCUGCUGCUAGGAGACAGGAUUGCCUAGCAGUCUGGUAACAUUACUUUCAACCUCUGGAGUGAAGCAAUGAAUAUCAGCCACUCCAGUGAAAGAACAGGCAGUAGUUCUCUUCCUUGGGCAAAUGUAUUACAUUGAAUCUUCACUGAUGGAAGAAUUGUUGUGGCUUAUUCGCUUGUGCCUUCAAAAUGCCAUCCAGCUGUACUGGUUCUCUUGCACUGGAUAAAAGUCAUGGACAGCGUUUGGAAAAUAGAUAACAUGGCAAAAUGUACGUUGUCAUUUUAAUACACAUUUUGUAUUUUUUGUGGUAAAUACUGUGUUAAAGAUGUGUGCCUUGAACUUCAACUAGGUUAAGGCUGUCUUUACCUGGUUGAUACAUGUCUGGAGACUUUCUUUUGGCACUCAUUCAUUCAUUUGGAACUGCAUUUUCACAGCCAUUCAGAAAUCAAACAGAGUAACUGAGCAGUAAGGGGAAUAAACUUCUAAUUAGAAAUCUCCAUAACUCUCCCUAGUGGGAAGUACAUGAUUGAAAGCCAGCAGUAAGAGGAGGAGGGGAGAGGUGAUAAUAUACAAUGGUUUUCAGGCUGCUUAUACAAUUAUAAGAAUACAGGAUUACUGAAUCAGGGGUAUCUGGUGUAUUUUCUGAUGCACUGCUGCAGUGCUUUUGGACAUCUUGGCACCAGUGAGACUUGAGCUGAAGAUGUAGAUAGUAACACACACUUAAGGAAAUGAAAGACAAUUCUGGAGGGGAAGAAAGUGUAGCUUCAGCAGAUGCUAUUUUAGAGCGGAGAUUAUAACUGUGUUAGGGGAGGCUGAGCUAAAAUGAAUGUAAAAUGCAUUUAUGUGGUGUAAACUCAGGCACAGAUAGUUCAUUGUGAAAUACUUUAUAUUGACUAAAGGGUUUAUGUUCCAGGAGCAGCGAUGGGAAAUGUAUCAAUUCCAGAGUUUUUCAAAGAUUUAAGCUUGAUGCACUAGAAAAAGUUGUUCUCUGCCAGUGAUUGCAUGUUGGCCUAUGUAGCACUGACUGAGUAGUCAAGGCUGGCGUUACCCAAUUUGUUGUCGUGGUUUCUGUAGUCCAGCUUGCUGGAUAACAGCUUGGGAGAUGUAAAUACAUGCAGGCCUUCCCCCUUUGUUCAGACAAGCUUGUCAUCUUCCUGUCCUUCUAAGUUAACUUGUCAAAAAGUGUUGAGAAUUUUAUUUUAGCUCUUAAAAAAUCUGGUAUCUUAGAAGAUAAUCUGUUCUUUUGACUUGAAACCAACAUUGUAAUAUGUAUAUUUUAUAAAUCUGUGUUUAUAACUUGUUUUACUCCUUAAAUUAAAAAACAAGAAUACUUUUUGGAUAUAUUUACCUAAAUACUUAUGUUUUCAGUUCUGCCUCGCUCGUUACGUUACUGUUUCUUUUGGAGAACUGAGAGCUAGAAUUGAACUGCUUGACCCAACCUUCCUGCAAAGUGUUUUAGUUGUGUCCAGUUGAGCUGGAUGCAGCUAGGGCCCCAAAUUUCUCGGAACUGCAUGUUCCUUCAAAAUGGGUGUUAAAGUUUUAUAAGUGCUUUUAAUUUCUAUGCAGGGCUGCACAGUGAGACAGGACUGUUAAGACAGCUCGCUUUCUCUACAGCCAGAUGUCUGGAAAGAGCAACAGAGAGACAGUUCCUGCACUGAUCCAAACUUAAGACUGGCUGCCACCUUUGUUUCCUGUCUGUACAGGACCUAGAACCCAUCAGCAGCUGAGCAAGAGGCAGCUGCGAUCUCAGUGCUUCUCCAAUGUAUCAAAUUUGCAGAUUAUGUGAGUAAUUGUCAUCUUGACAAUCCCACUCCUUAAAGUUUCUUUUAUCUUACAGCAAUUAACAUGUAAAUCAGAUUUUUUUUUUCCCAUGAGCGUUUUUCAAGUGCUAUGAAUUCCUAUAGAUCCUUUAAAUAGGAAGCUCAGAAGUGUCAUCUGGAUUUUCUUGCUGUAGUCAUUCUCUUCUCAAAUUACUCCCUUGGUGUUACGGCUUUUAGAAUUCACUUUCACUUACCAGAAGUUAGUUUGAGGAGAAAAUCCAGAUACUGUUUUAGCCAUCCAACAUGAGAAAAUCAAGUUACUGCAUCCUUUGGUCCUCAAGUACAAAAUUGAAUAGCCCAACAAUACUCAAAGAAGGGAAAAAAUGAGCAAAAUCAGUCACAAGUUUCUGAUUUUAUUUUAACAAUCUUGCUUUUUAAAAAAUACAAGUUCUGAUUAAUGCCAAGGGGAUGCCAAGAGUCUGUUGACCAUAGGCCUUACCUCUCACUUCAGAUUCCCCUCCUGGGAGUAGUAAUAUCUUUUGUCGGGAUAGCAAAGAGUAAUAAAAUGCUAAACAGCUGUAUUGUGUUACAAGGCUCGUAACAGAAUCCCAAGGAACUUAUGUCUUAGUAUGGCACAACUUCAUUUAGCAAAGUGUUAUUGGCCUGGACCAGUAAUUAAACGUUGGCAGAACAUACAGUAGGUGUGCAAGGUGCAUCGGGUGAGGUAUCGUUUGCACUUUAAUGGUACCACUAUCUAUUUCUGCUGCAGAUGGAUCUAUUAUGUAGCAGAAGGGUUUAAAUGGAAGUGAGAGUUCAAUUACCAAAGGAAGGGAAUUCAAAAGGUGGAGCGAGUUUAUAAACAAGACUUCCAAGAGAGUUAAAUGCUUCUCUGUAGUCAGUGACAUGGCAACAGAGCUGCACUUUAAUUGCAAAGGGGCUCCUGUACAUCAAACUACUUGGAGAGCUUUCUACUCUCCAAACAGCACACUUACCAACAACCUAAAAACCAUGGCACUACAAAGAACCACUUAUUCUACAAAGGAAUUCUACACAACAGAAGCAUUAUCUUGCAGGGUCAUCUGUCCCAGGCAACCUUUGUAUCCACAGCCAAAUUUGAACGGUGAUUUCACUGUCAAUGGCUUGAAUAUAUGCCAUGGCUAGAUAAAUUUCAUAUAUGCCAUUUUCUCAGUUAUGUCUUAAAUGGAAAAAGGCACUCACUGUUGAAACAGCAACUUUGUUACAUGCUGUGAAGGGGUACUGACAAGUAAGACUCCUUAAUAAUUCUGUGAUUUUUCUAGUGUCUCAACUAUGCUUACGCUUCAGUGUAUCAGGGAUGUUCUACACGCUUUGGUGCUAUUGUGAACUUGGCCGUAGAAGAAGCAAAACAUAGUUGGGGGUAAAUAGCUUAUUUCCUACACCUUGUUUUUGGCAAUAGUUUGGGCUUUCUUUCUUCAGCUGUUUGACUGAAGUAUGGAGUACUCCUAGGUACAGGUAUCAUCUCAUUCUCUCUUGAAUAAUACUGUUGUUCUUGCCAAGCUUUUGCUAUCUGUUUAAUGCUGAGAAAAAGGAAGGUGCAAGGAAACAAGUAUCUGUACAAGCAUAAUAUACCUGUCAUUACACCUCCUCUAGCCAGGAACUUAGCAUCCCCUCGACACAUUUCACAUCACAUAGGAAAAGUUCACAGUACCAAGUUUUACAAUCACAGUCACUCACAGCACCAAGAUUGUCCAGACAAAAAGAAGUUACUGAAGAGAAAGGCCACUGGCCAAAAUUCACACAAUUGCCCACGUAUGGGCUCAGGCUAAAAAUAAAGCACUGGUGGGAAAGCUAAGCCCAGCCUUUGCUGACUCUCCAUUUGGCGUGAGGAGAGCAGCAAGUCACUCAUCCCAGCUGCAGCUCUGAACAGAAGAGCUCUAUUGCCCAUUUUUUUGUAGGGGCUUUUCUAGCCCCUUGAAAAUCAUCAGCCACCUGGCAGUUAAAGGGGAGAAGAGCCCCAUGGCACCCCCACCUCUGCCUGUGGGAACUGGAAAUUACCAGACUGUAAACAUUUUGCUGGAGCAGUCCACUGGAGCAGGCAGUUGAUCCCACUCUGUGAAAAGGAAGGCGGGACAGAGGCUCAGUCCACUGAAGCCUAAGCCCUGAAGAGAAUGGAUGUGUGUGCAGAAGUCUGGGCUGUGCCUGCGGUCCUGCUGCUGGCUCUGGAUAGCAGUGUUGUGCUUUAUUCCCUUUCCCACCAGAACAGCUUGAAAAAAAAGGCUUGGGACAGGAAACUGGCAUUUUCCCAAUGAAUGCAGCCUUGCCCAGAUAACAAAAUAUGGGCCUGGGAGGGGCAAAGUGCUUCCUCCGAACUCUAUGCUCCUGCUUCCAUUUGGCUGGUUCCAGGAGCAGCUGUAGCCAGCAGAAGAGCAGGCCUUGACCCCCACCAAACAUUCAUGGAGAUAAAAACAAAAGAUAACUGUUUCUAUGAGAGGUUACUAACAAUUUUUUCCCCACCGACCCUUAACUACAUGCACAUGGAGGACAGGGUGCUGGUGUGGGGACUUCCACCAAAGCUCGGGAGCAUUGUGCUGAGAAGUGAGGGUCACCAAGCGCAGGACCCACCCCCAGCAGCCCUGACAAUCCUCUGCUCUGCUGUUUGAGAGGGGGCAGUUUGCAGGCUUAGCCCUGUCUCUACUCCCUCAAACAGACAUGAGAGGGGGAGCAGAGGAAAUCUUUCCAUCCUUCCCGGCUCAUAUAAAGGGAGAACCUACAUUACAUAAAAGAAAACCAACACUGAUCCCAUAAACAUGCAUAUUCACAGAGAAAGGAGAGCCCCAGCAUGUGGGUGCUGCUGUCUGGAGUAAGCAGUAGGCUGCUGUAAACCCUGUUCUCACCAGAAAUAAUGUCUCGGUGGUAGCGAAGGGGGGUAUAAGCCCCCGGAUUAUGUGUCCAUGCUUGAUUCCUGUAUUCCUUUAGCACGUGAAGUCAAAAUAAGAUGCAAAACGUUGAAGCACAGAGGUAGAAAUUUUCAGCUUAGAGAAAGUGGCUCCUAGUUUUGGAACAACCAGAUGGCCGAUGUGCUCCGAGAGGUUCCCUAGCAGGUAUGCAAAGCCCCUCUGCAGCGUUGCUGCUGAGAAACGGAGGUGGCAGCUUUGCAAGGCCUAGGAAAACCAACGCGUGCUGCUUUUUGUCCUGCCCGCACCCCAAAGGCACGUCUCUGCUGGUCAGACCCUUCUCACAUCCCCUCGUUGUAGUCAGCAGGAGUUCUUAAAGGAGGGGACGGAAUCUACCGGUCCCUGCUGUUUAGGAGGAAAAGAGAAAAAAACCUAAACCUUUACGGUCACAACAC